Messenger RNA from Batrachochytrium dendrobatidis JAM81, 399 nucleotides. RefSeq lists its product as uncharacterized. The transcript is spliced from 5 exons. Gene Ontology annotation, biological process: endocytosis. The record is from RefSeq and is a predicted model, not a curated record. The coding region runs from base 1 to 399 and encodes 132 amino acids. NCBI's taxonomy places the organism in Eukaryota, Fungi, Chytridiomycota, Chytridiomycetes, Rhizophydiales. Gene Ontology annotation, cellular component: membrane; clathrin vesicle coat.
AUGUCGGAUGCUUACGAGUCAGUGUUGUGUGUUAUUAAAGAAUGUCUUGUAUACAGGAUUCCGCCUCGAGCAACAGCAAAGGGAUAUAGGGCAUCUGAAUGGGAUACUACACAAUUUCUAUGGUCAGGUAGACUGCGAGUGAUUGCGGUUGGAGAUGAGUGUGCAUUGCAUCUAGAGGAUCCAGUUACAGGAGAAUUGUUUGCCAAAUGCCCAUAUGAUUUGGAGGGCACGGCUGUUGAGCCAGUGAUUGACUCGAGCAGAUACUUUGUAAUUCGAGUGGUUGAUCCAACGUCUGGUGAGUUUCUGUUCCAUGCAUUUUUAGGACUUGGAGUUGCUGAGCGAUCUUGGGCGUUUGAUUUGAAUGUUGCUUUACAGGACCAUACCAAGUGGGUUUUAUGA